Phragmites australis (common reed) is the source of this 1626-nucleotide messenger RNA. RefSeq names its product myb-related protein 330-like. Gene Ontology annotation, biological process: regulation of stomatal movement. Lineage: Eukaryota; Viridiplantae; Streptophyta; Magnoliopsida; Poales; Poaceae. The transcript has 3 exons. Bases 258 to 1307 code for a protein of 349 amino acids. The record is from RefSeq and is a predicted model, not a curated record.
AGCGAGGAGAAAGGAGAGCUGAAAAGUGGAGGGGAGGAGGAAGAGAGAGAGAGUACACUCGCUCACACUCUCUAUAGUCUACAGUAAAUUGGCACCUACUUGAGAGCGACCUCCCGCCUCCCAGUCCGAGCUUUCUUUUAUACCUCACUCUUCCCUGGCCAUUUCUCCUGCCACAUUUGUCGUCGUCCUCUCCGGCCGCUUCGUUCUCAGCAACGGCUGCACCGCCGUUGAGGUAGCUACUACCUCCUUCUCGCGGUAUGGCGAGGCGGGCGGGUGGCCCCAAAAAGAAGCUGAGAAGAGGCCUGUGGUCGCCGGAGGAGGACGACAAGCUGAUGAACCACAUUGCCAAGUAUGGCCACGGCUGCUGGAGUUCUGUCCCCAAGCUGGCAGGCCUUGAUAGGUGUGGAAAGAGCUGCAGGCUGAGGUGGAUCAACUACCUUAGGCCGGACCUCAAGAGGGGCGCAUUCUCACAGGAAGAGGAAGACCUCAUCAUCCAUCUCCACUCCAUGCUAGGCAACAAGUGGUCUCAGAUUGCGGCGCAGCUGCCGGGAAGAACAGACAACGAGGUCAAGAACUUCUGGAACUCGUACAUCAAGAAGAAGCUCCGCCAGCGCGGCAUCGACCCGGCCACCCACAAGCCGCUGGCCGAGGCCAGCAGCGGCCGCGCCGCCGCAGCCAGCCGCACGGCGGUGUUCAGUGACGCCGAGCUCAUCCUAUCGUCGACCGCGGGACAGCACAUGCCACCGCCCGUGACGGCGGAGAGCUACGUGUACAGCCGCAGUAGCACCGACGGCGGCGGGAGCGGGCACGCCUGCAGCGACGGAUCCCUGUCGCUGUCCGGGUACGACCAAACCGCGGACUUCGCUGCAUGCUACCUGGACCCGGACGCGCUGCAGUGUGGCCCCUCCGGUGUCCCGGCGGUCGUUCUCCCGUCGGUGUCGAGCUCCAGCACGCUGAACUCGAUGGCUGGCCUAAGCCCCGCGGCCACCACCACCACGGCUACCGACGAACAGGGCAACACCAACAGUGGCAACGGGUUCGAGUCGACGCAAAGCUGCAGCGCCACGGCCACCAACCACCUGCCGUGGCUGGAGCUGGGCACGAGCAGCUGCGGCGCCGCCGGUGUCGACCACUACGGCGCGGCGCUGGACGAGCUCAAGUGGUCCGACUACGUGUUCGACGGCUACGGCGGGGGCCAGUACCAGCAGGGCGCCAUCCCCGCGGGACAGUGCAUCUACGGCGACAGCAAGGACGCCGUGCAAUUCGUCGACGGGCACGGGCUCAGCACCAGCUGGUGCUUGAAUUGAGCCAGCGCAGACGGCGGCGAGCAAUUAACCACCGCGUGCCGAUCAGCUCAAGACUUAUAUACGUGUGCAUGUGCUUGUACGUACGAUUCAUAUAUAAUGUUUGGUGAGCUUGGUUUGUAAAUUUCUUCUCAAAAUCUUCUGGAUGGUCUAUCGGGCUUGCGUUGCGUGUUAAUUUGCCGGUUCGACAUGUAAAUUAAGUGCAUAUGGUGAUGGUGAUGACGAGACAGAAAGGUAUAUAGAUAUAUAUAUACAUACAUAUAUAAGAGGUUUUUAUAAAUUGCGUGGUUAAUUAAAUAAAGGGAUGGUGAUUGAUCAGUAA